AACAAACAUCGCAAGAUAAUCUCCGGCCCGCGAGUCUCUCAUCGCCUGCUCCCGCGCCAUCUCUGCCAAUCGACCACUGCUGCGCCUAAACCAUCGACGGCCAUGACGCGCGUUCUAUGUGUGGCUGAAAAGCCCUCCAUCGCCAAAGCAGUCGCAGGUCAUCUUUCCGGUGGCCAUUACCAAACCAGCAACACACGCGAUGCGUACAUCAAGAACUACACAUUCGACUUCGACUUUGGUCCGCCAUGGGGUCACUGCUCGGUAACUAUGACCGCUGUCAAAGGCCAUCUCACGACAGUCGAGUUUCCAGGCGACUACAAGCAGUGGGAGUACCCGCCACCCGACCGCUUGUUUGACGCGCCCAUUAUGACGGUGGUCUCUAGCGACAGCAAGUCAAUCGCCAAGAACAUUGAAGACCAGGCGAGGCACGCCAGUGCGCUCGUCAUCUGGACCGACUGCGACCGAGAAGGCGAGCACAUCGGAAGCGAGAUCAGGGACGCGGCACGAAAGGGCAACGCUCGGAUUCAAGUCAAGCGGGCGCGGUUCAGCAAUGUCGAAAGAGCUCACAUUCUAUCCGCCGCUCGGCGGCUCACCGCCUUAGACGACAGGCAGGUGGACGCCGUGUCUGCACGCAUCGAGCUCGACCUCAGGAUUGGUUACGCCUUCACUCGGUUCCUGACCCUGAACCUGCGUCCCCUCGGCGGCCCUUUGUCCAACCUCACGCUGAGCUACGGAUCUUGCCAGUUCCCAACGCUCGGUUUCGUGGUGGACCGGUAUUUCCGCGUCAAGAAUUUUGUGCCCGAGCCUUUCUGGGGAAUCAAAGUGAUGCACGAGAGGGACGGCAUCCAGGUCGGCUUCAACUGGUCCCGACAUCGACUAUUCGACCGCAUGUCCGUCGUUAUCCUUUACGAGCGAUGCCUCGCUGCCAGAACAGCAAAAGUCACCAAGGUCCAGGAGAAGCCGACCAAGAAGUGGAAGCCGCUACCUCUCACGACGGUCGAGCUGCAGAAGAUGGCCACGCGGUUCCUCCGCAUGAGCGGUCAGCAGGCCAUGACAGUAGCCGAAAAAUUAUACAACAAGGGAUUCAUCAGCUACCCCCGUACGGAGACCGACCGCUUUGAUAAGGGGAUGGACCUCCGCGCACUAGUGAGGAAGCAGACACAAGACAACCGAUGGGGUUCGUUCGCGCAGGCCCUGGUCGACGGCGCGUUCCAGCAACCGCGCCAGGGCAGGCACGACGACAAAGCCCAUCCUCCAAUCCACCCCAUCACCUACGCGGCACCGGCGGCGCUUGACGACAACGAGAAGCGGGUUUACGAACUCGUCACGCGGCGCUUCCUGGCCUGCUGCUCCGAGGACGCCCGCGGCAUGGCCACGGACGUCGAGAUCCUCUACGGCGACGAGACCUUCACCGCGCACGGCGUCAUCGUCCUGGAGCGCAACUACCUCGACGUCUACCCUUACGAAAACUGGACCGGCACCGCCCAGCUGCCCCGCUUCACCGUCGGCGAGCGCUUCGAGCCCACCGAGGCAAUGGUAACCGAGGGCAAGACCAGCCCGCCGGGCUACCUCACCGAGGCCGACCUCAUCGCGCUCAUGGACGCCAACGGCAUCGGCACCGACGCCACCAUGGCCGAGCACAUUGAGAAAAUCCAAGAACGGCAGUACGUGCAGACCGUGGUUCGCCGUGGAGGGGGGAACCAGGGCGCCGCCGCCGCCGAUGACGACGACGGCGAAGCAGACCCACCUCCCGCAGCACGAGGCGGACGCGGACGGGCCAGAGGGCGCGGCAGUCGCGGGGGUGCAGCACGGGGUGGGCGUGGGGGCGGCGGCGGUGGCGUGCGAGAGUUCAUCCCGACCAGCCUGGGGGUGGCCCUGAUCGAGGGCUUCGACCGGAUGCACUUUGAGACCAGUCUCGGCAAGCCGUUCCUGCGCAAGGAGAUGGAGCUCAAGAUGAAGGCCAUCUGCGAGGGCAGGACCACCAAGCAGGUUGUCCUGCACGAAAGCUUGAGCGAGUAUCGGCAGGUUUACGAGCAGUCGAGGGCGGAGCUCAAUAUCCUCAAGGCGGCGUGCAGGCAAUAUGUCUUCCAGCAGCAGAACGGAGCAUGACGAGCCACUUCGUCGAGUUGACCUAUCCCGCCACGAAACCUCGCAAUGCCGUGGCGUCGAGGAUGCGGGGGAACGCGGCAUUCUCCUAGCUGAACCCGCGAUAAAAGGCGAAAACCAAGGCAAGACCGGCGGUCUUCGUAUGGCUGAAACGGAAUGUCAUGUGGG
Thermothelomyces thermophilus ATCC 42464 is the source of this 2274-nucleotide messenger RNA. RefSeq lists its product as uncharacterized. The record is from RefSeq and is a predicted model, not a curated record. Bases 103 to 2109 code for a protein of 668 amino acids. The transcript has 7 exons. Gene Ontology annotation, biological process: DNA topological change. Lineage: Eukaryota; Fungi; Ascomycota; Sordariomycetes; Sordariales; Chaetomiaceae. Gene Ontology annotation, molecular function: DNA binding; DNA topoisomerase type I (single strand cut, ATP-independent) activity. Gene Ontology annotation, cellular component: nucleus.